Molecule: messenger RNA, 2337 nt
Organism: Sporothrix schenckii 1099-18
Lineage: Eukaryota; Fungi; Ascomycota; Sordariomycetes; Ophiostomatales; Ophiostomataceae
Product: aconitate hydratase 1
Exons: 5
Coding region: 1-2337 (778 amino acids)
Biological process (GO): tricarboxylic acid cycle
Cellular component (GO): mitochondrion; cytosol
Molecular function (GO): 4 iron, 4 sulfur cluster binding; aconitate hydratase activity
Source: RefSeq, a predicted model, not a curated record
AUGUUGGCCUCUCGCCAGCUCCUGGGCAAGGCCGCCCGGAGCCACGCGGCUGUCGCCGGCUUCGCCAUGCGUCGCACCAUGGCCACGGUCUCCGACAGCUCGCUCGACCAGAAGGUCCCCCAGAACAUCUGGGAGUCAAACAACUUCAUCAACUACAAGAAGAUGGCCGAGAAUCUGGACAUUGUCCGCGCCCGCCUCAACCGUCCUCUAAACUUCGCCGAGAAGAUCCUGUACUCUCACUUGGACGACCCGCACGGUCAGGAAAUCGAGCGCGGUGUCUCGUACCUGAAGCUGCGCCCCGACCGCGUUGCUUGCCAGGACGCCACUGCCCAGAUGGCCAUUCUGCAAUUCAUGUCGGCCGGCAUGCCCUCUGUGGCCAACCCUGCGACCGUCCACUGCGACCAUCUGAUUGAGGCCCAGGUUGGCGGCCCCACGGAUCUGGCCCGUGCCGUCGGCAUCAACAAGGAGGUCUACGACUUCCUUGCCUCUGCUUGCGCCAAGUACAACAUCGGUUUCUGGAAGCCCGGCUCUGGCAUUAUCCACCAGAUCAUCCUCGAGAACUACGCCUUCCCCGGUGGUCUGCUUAUCGGCACCGACUCGCACACCCCUAACGCCGGCGGUCUCGGCAUGUGCGCCAUCGGUGUCGGUGGUGCCGAUGCCGUCGACGUCAUGGCUGGCCUGCCCUGGGAGCUGAAGGCCCCCAAGGUUAUCGGCGUUAACCUGACUGGCAAGAUGUCUGGCUGGACUUCGCCCAAGGACAUUAUCCUCAAGGUUGCUGGCAUCCUCACAGUUAAAGGCCCUGGUACCGAAACUUUCAGCUGCACCGGCAUGGCGACCAUCUGCAACAUGGGUGCCGAGAUCGGUGCUACCACCUCGCUGUUCCCCUUCAACGACCGCAUGUACGACUACCUCUCCGCCACCAAGCGCCAGAGCAUUGGUGAAUUUGCUCGCGUCUACGGCAACGGCCUGCGCGCCGACGAGGGCGCCGAGUACGACCAGGUGAUCGAGAUCGACCUGAACACCCUGGAGCCCCACAUCAACGGCCCCUUCACCCCCGACCUGGCGACCCCAAUCUCCAAGUUCAGCGAGGCUGUCAAGGCCAACAACUGGCCUGAGGAGGUCAAAGUUGGCCUCAUUGGCUCUUGCACCAACUCUUCGUACGAGGACAUGACCCGUGCCGCACACAUUGCCCGUGACGCCAUGGCCCACGGCAUUAAGGCCAAGUCCAUCUUCACUGUCACCCCUGGUUCCGAGCAGAUUCGCGCCACCAUCGCCCGCGAUGGCCAGCUCGAGACCUUCGAAGAGUUCGGCGGUAUGGUCCUGGCCAACGCUUGCGGCCCCUGCAUUGGCCAGUGGGACCGUACCGAUGUCGCCAAGGGCACUCCCAACAGCAUUGUCUCGUCGUACAACCGCAACUUUACCGGCCGCAACGAUGGCAACCCCGCCACCCACGCCUUCGUCACCUCGCCCGAUCUGGUCGUCGCCAUGACCAUUGCCGGCUCCCUGCACUUCAACCCCUUGACCGACAAGCUCAAGGACAAGGACGGCAACGAGUUCAUGCUGACUCCCCCUGAGCAGACCGACGGUCUUCCCCUUCUCGGCUACGAUCCUGGUGAGGACACGUACCAGGCCCCCCCUGCCGAGCGCGCACAGGUUCAGGUCCAGGUUUCGCCUACCUCUGAUCGUCUCCAGGUUCUGUCGCCCUUCGAUGCUUGGAACGGCAAGGACGCCACCGACCUGCCCAUCCUGAUCAAGUGCAAGGGCAAGACGACCACCGACCACAUCUCCAUGGCCGGCCCGUGGCUGAAGUACCGUGGCCACCUCGACAACAUCUCCAACAACAUGCUGAUCGGUGCCACCAACGCCGAGAACGGCGAGGCCAACAAGGUCCGCAACCAGCUCACCGGCGAGUUUGGCGGCGUUCCCGACGUUGCCCGUGACUACAAGGCUAAGGGCAUCCAGUGGGUUGUCAUUGGUGACUGGAACUACGGUGAGGGCUCGUCUCGCGAGCACGCCGCUCUUGAGCCCCGCCAUCUGGGUGGUCUGGCCAUCAUCACCCGUUCGUUCGCCCGUAUCCACGAGACCAACCUGAAGAAGCAGGGCAUGCUACCCCUGACCUUCGUGGACCCCGCCGACUACGAUAAGAUCAACCCCAGCGACCGCGUCGAUGUCCUGAGCACUGAGUUGGCUGUCGGCAAGCCCCUGACCCUGCGCGUCCACCCCAAGGACGGUGCCGCUUUUGACAUCCCCCUGGCGCACACCUUCAACGCUAGCCAGAUCGACUGGUUCAAGAACGGCAGCGCCCUGAACACCAUGGCCAAGAACAACCAGCAAUAA